This is a messenger RNA of Spirodela intermedia, 4373 nucleotides long. The record is from the annotation of a GenBank genome assembly. NCBI's taxonomy places the organism in Eukaryota, Viridiplantae, Streptophyta, Magnoliopsida, Alismatales, Araceae.
AUGGCGUGCCCCUUUAGAAGCUCCUCCUUGGCACCCCCGACGCCGGCGUCCGCCCGUUGUCGAGUGUCUCAGCUCCGUACGAAGCUCAAGUUAUCUGUCCGUUCUCCCUCCCGUUUCUCUUCCCCACUCGAAGCUCCUCUCGCUCCUCUCCUCCUUCGAUUUUUCCUUUUUCCUACUGUUUACUCUCUUUGUGGAUUCUCAGCAGAGUUGGAAGCUUGCGAACGCCAAGAAGUGUGUGUGUGUCGCGAGAGCUUCUGGCCCGGAACCUGGGUCCGACGAAAAGAACGCUGGGGCUGGGUUCCCUUGCACCCCUAGCAAGGUGUUCGUGGAAGAGGUGAUGCAUUUUCAUCUUUAUUUAUUCUUUAUUCGGAUGUUGUUGAAUGAUGUUUUAAAUCAAUAGUUUUGUUGGGAUCUUCGAGCUUUUGUUUUGUUGUUCUUUCUCUCUUUUAAUUUAAUGAAGUAAACUCAGAAGUGGCGACUUCAUCGACAUCUAACAAUUCCCAGUAAAUUUUGUUUUUCAGGCAAUUGGAGCCGAAUAUGGUGAAGGGUUUGAGACUUUCAGGAUGGAUGGUCCUUUGAAGGUCGAUGUGGUAAUGUAUUUGUGGCCUUCUGGUGUUUUGUUUUUUUGAUGCUACAUGAUUCCUUAUUGCCUAAUUUUCUGAUCAAAGGAAUAUUAUGCUCCUUUUAGGAUUAUUUGAAUGAUAAGCUGCAGGAAAGCUUCCUUCAGAGAAUAAGGCAUGCUAUGAAGCCUGAUGAAACUUACGGUCUUAUCUUUUCGUGGGACAAUGUUGUGGUAAUUUCUUCUUUUUUUAAAACUUUCUCACGAAAUUUAUGUAAUAAUGUUUUCUAUUUUCCUAUUACUCAGAUAUAUCCGUUAUCAUUUAAAGAAAAUGCUAUUUUUUUCUUUAGAAACUUUCAUUGUGAGGCUUUUUAGUUUUUGUUGAAAGCUUGUGCUUCAGCAUGGCCAGGCUGCAAGCUUACAAUCACACUAUUGCUCGAAUAUUUUAAUGUAAUCAGCUGAUCUGAUCUUGUCCUGCAUGUGUUGAUGUUAUAGUUACUGAUCAAUGAAGAACCAGUGUAUCUGAAACUCUGUAUGCACUCUAUGGCCACAUUGAAAAAGCCAGCGUUGUACAUAUUUUUUUCAAUAUUAACUGCUGCCGAGCAUAUUACACAUCUUAUGUUGUAUAUAUUAAUGAGUGAUCCACGCAAGUGUUUGAUAUGUUGUUGGCUGCUUUGAUGUACUUUCUUGUAGCAUCAAAAAUAAUUUCCUAAUGCUUUGUAAGUUUAAUGGAUAAUUGAGCUGAGUUGGUAAAUGGUCCAAAAGGGAGUUUUUUUGCUGAUGCCCAAGCGAAUUUUCUUGUUAGCUUGGUAAUAACAGUGGACUACUUGGCUCACAAAUUUUUUAUAUAUUACGGUUUCAUUUUGAAUUUUGUGUUGAUGGGCUGUUUUCUUUGCUACAUUUCUCCAAGUUUUUUUGAAUUUUUUUUGCCUUUGGCUUUGAUGGUGAAGGCUCAUCUGCUUCUUCUGAUUUUCUCUGAUGGAAUAUCCGUUUUUUUGUCAGGCUGAUACUAGCUCUUUGAAGCUGUCUGCGUGGGAACAGCUUGCCUUUGAAGAAGGUGCGUGUAAUCUGGCUCCUUUAAUCUGUUGGUUUUCUAACUAUCCUAAUUGGGUUAUACAUAUAUAUUUAUAUUUUGCAACUGAUUGCAAUUUCUGGAAAUAAUUUAAUAUUUUUUACGUGGCAUGUUGAGCUCUGAAAAAACUAUUUAGUAUGAAAAAAAUUUAACAUCUCAAAAUAGGAAAUCUACACGAUCACAUUUCUCCGUCACUUUGCUCUUUCAGGCAAAAAUAUGCCUCGGAAUGGUCAAAUACAACGGUCUAUGCUUCAUAUGGCGGCUGAUGACGUGCUACAUAAGGUUUGAGUAUAAAUGCUUUAGUUAAUGAAAUUCCCAACUAAUGCUUUCUAAUAAGACAUUGAUUUCAAGGCUUGAGUGAGUCAUAGUUGGUUAUAAUUUCAGCCUCUAUGAUUUAGGAAAAUCCUUGUUCUUCAUGAUAUUUGAGUGCUCACCUUUUUUGCUUUAAUAGUUUGCAACAAAAUAAGGCCGAAAACCUGCUGACCAACAUUUUUGAUGAGUCGCGAAAAUCAGUUAUUUCGUUGAUGUUCAAGUGCAUGUUUAUUGUAUCGGUGUUUUGAUUUCGAGGGAGAGUAGUAAGAUUUUGAAAUUUUUUGGGUUAUUGUUUCUGUGAAGCGUGACCUUACCAGUAGUAGAUCCCCUCUCUAUUUUUAUCUUUUUGAGUGAAAUCGGUGCAGAAAAAUCCUUUGAGAAAAUCAUAACCAUUGUGCCGGGUUAGUCUUCAUUUCACAUCUCACUUUGGAACGUUAAUAGCAUAUCCGGUAAAAUUUUCAAUAUUUUACAGUACUUUGAACCCUUGUUCAUACCUUCUCCUGACUAGCGAUCGACUCCUCCCUUACAUGGAUGGACGAUCCAGUUUUGUUUAGCUUUUGAGUGCUUUUAGAUUUCUUUCAUCUCAUGUGCGACUGACGAAGCUUUUGAUGGCGUACGCAUGCAAAGAAUACUUGAUUUUUCUCGUUCUGUCCAGUCCAGACUUCUCACUUUGGAUCGAAUCUGAGUUCUACUAUUUUUUUUCUAUUUUGAGAUUAUUUCAUCCGGAAGUUUUCUCGGUUCUCCUUUUCAGACCGUUUAGAAACUGCAGUUAAUUCGACACCCGCGUAAGUUGUGUGUUCUUCUUGCAUGCUCACGCCUGUUUGAUGGAAGAUUCUUGGAUCGAAACUAAUGUUCUCCUUUUUCUUCUGUAGAUGUUAUUCUUUCUUCAGUCGUCUGAGUAUAUAUGGCUGUUCAUUUUCUCUUUAGGUACUAUUCUGGGGGGACGGAGCAGUUGACUUGGAGAGAUUGAAGUCCAGACUUCUGCAGCUGUACUACGAUAAUCUUCUGAAAGUCAGAUCUCCAUCCGCCUAUUCAAUCCUUUUCUUUGCCAUUAACGAGUUUGAUUGCAUGAUACAUCUUCUCCCAUGAGUGUAGCUGACAGAACCUGUGGAGGGACUGAAAGAGUGGCUGGAUGCGCUUUACACGGCUGGCACCCCCUGCGCUGUUGUCUCAUGUCUCGACCGGAGGAACAUGCUUGAAGCUCUUGAGCGCAUGGACCUCAGGAGAUACUUUCAGGUGAGGCGGCCUCAGUCAACGUCUGGUCAUCUGUGUCAACGGGUUCGUCUGGUGGCUAAGCUGCAGCCUGUCUGUUUUUGAUCUGCAGGCUGUUGUGAGUGAAGAAGAUGGAAUGGAAUCAAUAGCUCAUAGGUUUCUCUCGGCCGCAGUCAAGGUAGAUCUCGGCCCACCCCAAAAAAUAAAAAUAAAAAUAAAAAUAAUUUAAUUUUUUAGAUCUGCAUUAGCAUCUCAAGUUAAUUUCUGUUCUGAUUGGGUGGUGGCGCUGGACAUUGUCGAGAUCAAAGUCUCAAUAAUGCGUAGUAGAGAAAACCACUGCUUUGAUUCCUUGAUAGAAGCUGUCCCCAGAUAUGUAGUCAACUCCCUGGUCUCCUUCCAUAUAUAGUCAACUUCCGGCCCUUAUCCCUUAAUGAAUACCGGUGAGGGUGUUGCCUGUUCGUAGACGCGAAUAUUCUGUUUCUGGGUUUGACCUCCAUAGCUCUGGUGUUCCAGUUGACCCGAGAAUUUCGUCUCUCAUUUUUUUCGCCACGAUUCAAGCUCGUAGUAUUUAUACAUAGAAACAAGAUGGGUAUGAACUCAGAUUGCUGUCACGUGAUCAGCCCGCAGUGAUCUAAUCUGGGUACCCAGCAAAAUGGGCAUCUGGGGAUCACUGCUGGCUGGCGGCGGAAGUCAGAGCUGCAGUUUCCUAUUAUGGAAAGAGCGGCUCAUCAGCUCGAUCCUGGUGCGCCUGUAUAUGCAUACAUUUGACAUCCCACCGUGUGGUCUCUGUCUGUUUAACCAGCUGGAUCGGAAGCCGUCAAAGUGCGUAGUAUUCGAGGAUGAUCCCAGAGGCAUCACCGCGGCGCACAACUGUACGAUGAUGGCCAUCGGAUUAAUCGGCGCCCACCGUGCGUGAGUAUCUUUGACUGAAAACCCAGCUCCUUGACUGAUGCGUUUUUCCCCGUUGACUAUUUCCCUCCCUUUUUACGUGCUAUUCCGGGUUCAUUUUCCUGAAGAGUAGAGUUGACUUGCGCUUUUUGGCGGCGCAGCUACGAGCUGGUGCAGGCUGACCUCACGGUGGGGUGCUUCAGCGAUCUCUCGGUGAUCAACCUUCGGAGGCUGUUUGCGCACAAAGGGUUUGGUUUCAUGGAACUGCAGAAGCAGGUCGUGGAGAAAUCCCCUCGCAAGAGGAAGCUCACCAUCGACACGAUCUUUUGA